AUGCCCUACAGGGUCUCAGGGGAGCUUGGGCCCUCAGGGGGCUUCUUCGGGCAGAAGCAUGGAUCAGAAUUCUCACUGAAUGAGUGUGAGUCACUAGGAUGGGGGGAAGAUGUCUGUGAUCCUGGAGAGGAUGCUGGAGUGAUCUGCUCAGAGGUCAGGCUGGUGGGCGGGACUGACCUGUGCUCUGGGAGAGUAGAGGUGCAUCAUGGGAGCUCCUGGGGCACGGUGUGUGAUGCUGACUUUGACCAGCGGGACGCAGAGGUUGUGUGCAGGGAGCUGGGCUGUGGGGCUCCUAAAGAGCUGCGCGGGGCAGCUGCAUUCGGCCAGGGUGAGGGCCAGGUGUGGGCAGAGGAGAUUCAGUGUAGAGGCAACGAAUCUCAGAUUAACUUCUGCCCCACAGCACCCUCACAGAAUCAACCCUGCUCCCAUGGAAACGAUGUGGGCUUGGUGUGUUCUGGUAAGAGCACAGAUGUGAGGCUGGUGAAUGGUAGCAGCCCCUGUGCUGGGAGAGUGGAGGUUUACCAUCAGGGAGGGUGGGGGACAGUGUGUCAUUAUGGCUUGGACAUGAGUGCUGCUGGGGUGGUGUGCAGACAGCUGGGCUGUGGAGAUGCUGUAGAUGCACUAGGAGAGGCUCACUUUGGACCAGGGUCUGGGAGAAUAUGGAUGGCUGGUGUGUUCUGCAGUGGAUCAGAAUCCUCACUGAAGCAGUGUGGGUCACAAGGAUGGACUGAAGAUCACUGUGAUCAUAGAGAGGGUGCUGGAGUGAUCUGCUCAGAGGUCAGGCUGGUGGGCGGGACUAACCUGUGCUCUGGGAGAGUAGAGGUGCAUCAUGGGAGCUCCUGGGGCACGGUGUGUGAUGCUGACUUUGACCAGCAGGACGCAGAGGUUGUGUGCAGGGACCUGGACUAUGGCGUCUCCUACAGCACAGUGUCCCCCUCACUGUGUUUGGGCUUUGGGGGUAAUUGA
This is a messenger RNA of Conger conger (European conger), 966 nucleotides long. Its product is annotated as scavenger receptor cysteine-rich type 1 protein M130-like. Gene Ontology annotation, cellular component: membrane. The transcript is spliced from 6 exons. Bases 1 to 966 code for a protein of 321 amino acids. The record is from RefSeq and is a predicted model, not a curated record. NCBI's taxonomy places the organism in Eukaryota, Metazoa, Chordata, Actinopteri, Anguilliformes, Congridae.